AUGAGGUUUUCUCAAGCCAUGUCAAAGGCAGCUUCAACAGUAGGACAAUAUGCUGGCAGAUACAUCUAUCCCGCAGAAACCUCUCGUCAUCUCGCUACCCUUCUGGGCUUCCCAUCGAGACACUCGAUCGCUUCAGCCUACUAUGACAGCGCAUGUACCGAUAUAGCCAAUCUCGCCUCUGCAAUCUCAGCGUUUGAGCCUGUUCGGCUGUACUCCCGACCUGAGGACCUCCCCAAAGCUCAGUCGAUGGUCAACCAGGCCAUUCCCAGGUAUACCGGCAACGCCGCGAAUAUCUCCUUCAUUCCGCUUGCAACAAAUCAUCUCUGGGUUCGGGAUACCGGACCUGUAUAUGUGCUCGGCACUGGAGAUGCCCGCUCACGCCGGUUCGCCAUCAACUUUCGCUUCCGCGAGUGGGGAAAGAGGGACGACAUGGAGAACCAAGACCGCGCGCCCGAUGGGCUGGACUGGCCUAUCAUGAACACUGAGCAAUUGGACGAGAACGCCACCUUUGCCAGGAGAGUUAUAGAGACUGAUGUCUUUCCUGCUCCGGUGACACUCGUCGAGUCCAAAGUCUGUCUGGAAGGCGGCGCAUUAGUCGUGGACGGGGAGGGUACCCUCCUAGCCACAGAAAGCAGUAUCAUCAACGACGACCGCAAUGCAGGCCUCUCGCGGAGCGAGAUCGAAGCAGAGCUACAACGUUUGCUGGGGGUGGAGAAAAUCAUCUGGUUCCCUGGCCGGAAAGGUCUCGAUAUUACCGAUGUGCAUGUCGAUGCUGAGGUGAGCUUUAUCCGGCCAGGUGUGGUUGUUCUCUCGAGGCCCCAUGCGAGUGUGCCUCGGCCCUGGCUUGAUGUUUACGAGGAAAUCCGAGAGAUUCUCACUCAGUCAGUGGACGCAAAGGGCCGUCCGUUUGAGAUUCAUACGGUGGACGAGCCGGACCCUGCUCUUCUCGGGCAUUCGUCCUAUGACGAACCGGCGACUAACUACGUGAACUUUUACUUUGUCAAUGGCGGCUUGAUCCUGCCUCAGUUCGGCGAUGAAGUGAGAGAUCGGGCGGCUGUGGAGACAUUUCAGAAGCUAUGUCCUGGCCGAGUGAUACGGCCUGUGUAUGUGCAUGCGCUUCCAUUAGCUGGUGGUGUGAUUCAUUGUGCGACUCAGCCUGUUAUUGCUGUGCAGGAGGACUAA
Messenger RNA from Aspergillus lentulus, 1182 nucleotides. Its product is annotated as agmatine deiminase family protein. The record is from RefSeq and is a predicted model, not a curated record. Gene Ontology annotation, molecular function: agmatine deiminase activity; protein-arginine deiminase activity. Gene Ontology annotation, biological process: putrescine biosynthetic process. Lineage: Eukaryota; Fungi; Ascomycota; Eurotiomycetes; Eurotiales; Aspergillaceae.